AUGGGCAUCGUCCAGCUUCUGCUCGAAAAAGGGGCCGACCCGAAUGGUGCUGAUGACGAUGGUGAUACCUCACUGAUUUCAUGUUCUGUGUUCCAGCAGGUCGAGGUCACGCAGUUGCUCCUCAAAUACGGUGCCCAGGUUGACGUAGCAAACAACGACGGAAAGAAGGCUAUCCAUGCGGCUGCCACGGAGUGCGAUCCGAGAAUGAUACGACUCCUCCUGGCUCAUGGUGCGAACCCGGCUCAAAAGGAAAUCGAUGGGUGGAAAGCCCUACACAUGGCUGCACAGAUGGACAAAAAGGGGACGCUGGAGGUCGUAAAGGUGCUUGUGGACACACGAAGAAUAGAAAUAAUUGACCAAGAGGAGAAAGGGACAACGGCACUAUACCUAGCUGUCCAAGCGGGACGUCCUGAUGUGGCCCAAGUUCUCCUGGAAGCCGGGGCGGACCCCAAUAUUACAACCAAACCCGAUUUUUGGCCCCUACGGAGAGCCGUCCUAACUUCCAACAUGGAACUUGUGAAUCUUCUCCUCAGUCAUGGCGCAGACGUCAAUUUGUCGGAUAGCAAGGGCAGAAACAUCGUUCACUUCGCUUGCGCACAAUCUGAUGCCAACAUCCUCAAGAGGGUCGUGGAGGCCAGUCCCGAUGCUCUUCCGCAGCAGCGUGAUGACAAUGGAGGAACGCCCCUGCACGUCGCCGUGCAGAACGACAAUGAAAAGAUUGCCCUAGCUCUGAUGGAACUUGGUGAUGCUAGUAAAAUGCAGCGGGCGGAGUAA
This is a messenger RNA of Podospora pseudocomata, 774 nucleotides long. RefSeq lists its product as uncharacterized. The record is from RefSeq and is a predicted model, not a curated record. Lineage: Eukaryota; Fungi; Ascomycota; Sordariomycetes; Sordariales; Podosporaceae. Bases 1 to 774 code for a protein of 257 amino acids. Gene Ontology annotation, molecular function: protein binding. The transcript has a single exon.